Trichoderma aggressivum f. europaeum is the source of this 1299-nucleotide messenger RNA. RefSeq lists its product as uncharacterized. NCBI's taxonomy places the organism in Eukaryota, Fungi, Ascomycota, Sordariomycetes, Hypocreales, Hypocreaceae. The coding region runs from base 1 to 1299 and encodes 432 amino acids. Gene Ontology annotation, cellular component: perinuclear endoplasmic reticulum; cortical endoplasmic reticulum; endoplasmic reticulum membrane. The transcript has 2 exons. Gene Ontology annotation, biological process: endoplasmic reticulum inheritance. The record is from RefSeq and is a predicted model, not a curated record.
AUGUGGUGGCCAUUCAGCAUCUUCUUCAGCAGCAUCUUCCUCUUCGCCAUCGUCCUGUCCAUCCCCGUCGCCUUCGAUGUGGGCGGGCGAGACAGCGGCCUGGCCUACAGCCUGAGCCUGUCCAUCUUCUACAUCUUCUACUCGGCCAUCCGACUGGCCACGCCCGAGACGUCGCGCAUCCGCUGGACCAUUGUGUCGCUGCUGAGGCUGGCGCAAUGGUUCGUCAUCCCGUCGCUGCUCAUCUGGGCGCUGGGCAAGUUCGCCGUCGACGUCGACGAGGCGGGCUGGGUGGAGAGGACCUUUGACGGCGUCUUCCACUCCAAGAGCACGAGCUGGACCGAGUGGAUGUUUGGCAAGGAGGGCGUGCUGGAGACGGUCAUGCUGGGCUCGUGGGACAACGUGCUGCGCUAUUCGGGCCCUGUCUUCCAGCUGCUCGAGGGCUUCUGCACGCUGCUCGUAAUCCAGGCGGCGGGACAGAUUACUCGAUGGCUGGUUAACAGAGGGAGGAGCGAUACCUGGGUGAUCUUCUUGCUUGCGUUUUCCGGCUCCAUCAUUGCCAGCGCCGUCUAUUUCCUGUGGCGUGUUGCUCAGUUCCCCCAAAUCAGCAACAUUGAUGCCACGCUCAUUGGUGCCACCAUGACUACAGCCGUGUUUCUAUGCGCCUACGGCAUUGGCAGCGGUCGCGGCAGCCCUGUCGAGUCAUCGCUUCUCUUUGCUUACGUCGUGCUCUGCGUCUACCAAAUCUUUACCGACUACCUCCCUUCCGACGGCACCUAUUCGGCCGAGGACCAGGCAUCGUCUCAGCCAGAAAUCCCCCCGCUGCCGCCCAUCAUCAUGGCCUCGUACUCAACCUUGCUUCACAUAGUUAGCACUCUCCCUGGCGCUCUUCACUCGUCGCUCGCCCUAUUGUACGCCGCUUUCCAGACGAUUACGCCGUCCGUCAUCAUCUCCCUCGCAUACCGUCUCUUCGUCUUCUACUGCGCCACUCGCAUCAUUCCCUCAGUACGGGACCUGGGUGCCCGAGCCAUGCUGCACGAGCCUGACUGGGACGAGUCAGAAGCGGCGUCAAUGUUCCUCAGUAUCCUCAGCUACUUUUCGCCGACAAUUUUGAUAGCUGUCUACACCAGCCUGCUGUUACAACACUUUUCGACCAGCGAGGGGCCAGAUGGAUGGACGCUCAGGGGCGGAGACGUGGGUGGAAGCACUUGGCGAUGGAUCAACGUAGGACUGACGAUGAUCCUAUACGGUAUAGAACUUACGCUCAGCACGGACGACCAGGAUCACUGGAAGGUGGAUUGA